CGGGUCACGUGACCGGUCGGCAGCCGCCAUUUUGUUCUGCGGUGGUGGGGUAUUUAGAGCGCAGCGUCGCAAGCAGCGCACAUCAGUAGGCAUCCAGCCGAGUGCCCGCGCUGCCAUUGCUCCCCGCGUCCGACCCCUCCAGCUCAGCUUGUGCCCCGUCCCAGCGCGGCCUCCGUAGUUUCCUCGCUGAGCACUGUCUGAGGUGGAGCCGGAGCCCCGAGGCAGAGGGAGAUCGUCCGCAGCGCGCAAGCACCGACCCCGGCCCUGCACCGCCCAGCCAUGUCCGAAGGCAGCGCUCCCGAGUACGCCUCCUUCUUCGCCGUGAUGGGCGCCUCUGCCGCCAUGGUCUUCAGCGUUCUUCUCUAGGAUGUCUCCAGUUUGAGCUUCAAGGAAGAUCUGGACACCAUAUUCUACUCAGCACCAGAAAGGCUUCAGCUAGAACAGGAUGGUUACUUUCCAUGUCUUAAUAUGCCACUCAGCCUUGGGAGCUGCUUAUGGAACAGCAAAGAGUGGCACAGGUAUUGCAGCCAUGUCUGUCAUGAGGCCUGAACUGAUCAUGAAGUCAAUCAUCCCUGUUGUCAUGGCGGGUAUUAUAGCUAUCUAUGGCCUGGUAGUGGCAGUCCUUAUUGCUGGCUCCCUUGCACCUAACAUCACGCUAUUCAAGAGCUUCCUUCAGCUGGGUGCUGGCUUGAGUGUGGGCCUCAGUGGUCUGGCUGCUGGCUUUGCCAUUGGCAUUGUGGGUGAUGCAGGCGUACGGGGGACAGCACAACAGCCCAGGUUAUUCGUGGGAAUGAUCCUGAUCUUGAUCUUUGCUGAAGUCUUGGGUCUCUAUGGCCUCAUUGUUGCCCUGAUCCUUUCCACAAAGUAAACACCACAGAGUAUGAUGUAAAGAAUUAAACCCACAUUUAAAACAAGCUCCAGAAUGAAAAUGGUCCCUCAACAAUGUGUACAGUUGUCUUAAUUUGGUAGUGGAUCUCUUGUAAAUGCGCAAUGAAUGUUAGUGACUUGUCUGUCCUGUGUACUUCAAUAUUAAACUGGAUGGGCUGCCCAAAACCUGCUUCAGGGCUUGGUGUGGCCUAUGUGCAACUUUCCACCCAUUUGCCAUUUAGAGUACUUUAUGUAUAAAUAGGACCUAGAAAUGUACUUUUUUCUCUUCACUGGAUGUUUAUUUAUAAGACUUGACAUGUUCAUACAUUAUGGAGCAAGAACUUUCUAUUUCCCAUGCUAUAUAUAUUAAUCAUAUAUGUAGAUUAUUGCACUGUGGGGUUAAUUGUAAGUGCAGAGAAUUCCUUGGAUGUAACUUGAUUCUAAAGAUUGCUGUGGUGUCCUGGUAUUGGAGUGUGAGAAUUUUGUCCUUUACUUAGACAGCAAAUGUCGAACAGUCCCAUCUUUUCAAUAGUAAAAUUUUAUGCUCUAGCAUCAGUUGUGCACCCAGUGUUGGGGUUUGCAGUUACACAAUGUUUCCAAAUAAAACUUCCUCCACUACACU
Molecule: messenger RNA, 1489 nt
Organism: Chelonoidis abingdonii (Abingdon island giant tortoise)
Lineage: Eukaryota; Metazoa; Chordata; Testudines; Testudinidae
Source: RefSeq, a predicted model, not a curated record